UGGCAACGGACGGCUGUUAGCGCCCUUCGCCGCUCGUCGGGCCAGGCCGGACCGGGCCGGGUUGGACUGGGGUGCAGGAUGGCUCGCGUCCCGAACGAAGAUAUCAUCAAGAAAAUCAUCCGUGAAAUCGGGCAAGAAUGCAGAGCCCAGGGACAAACCGUGUCAGAAACCCUGGUGGCGUUCAUGGUGAAAGCCAUUGUUUUAGAUCCAAGAAAUGACUUUAAUGUGGAUCAAGUACUUACACAAACAGAUGUCCAAAAUCUUACCCAGAUCUGUGUUACCAGGCUGCUUGACACAACAAACCCAUCCCUAAGCACAAUUAAGAUGCAAGUUUACUUUGAUAUGAACUAUGCAAGUCGAGCUGAGUUACUCAGCGAGCAGCGGCGUGUUCUGGAGGAAAGGCUGGCUCCUCUGGUCAGAGAGAUCACAGGCAGCCGUCCUCGUGCAGAAAAAGAAAUGGAGAAUAUGUAUCAAAAGAUUGUUACCUAUGUGCUGCUGAGAUCUGGCCUGGGAUCCCCAACAGAUAUUGAGGUUGUCAGGGAGGUAACAGCUGCCCUGCAGAGUAUAUUCCCCCAGACAGAGAUGAUUGCUUUCAUUUCACUCACUAAGAAGGACAAAGAGGAAGAGCUGAAAAAUUUUGCCAUGCUAGUCACGGGAAUUCGGUUGUACAACAAGGAAUGCAGUAAAGGAGGAAGCAGCAUUGAUGACUUGCCAGCCAUUCUGAAUGAAGCCAUUCCAUCAGCUACACAGACUGUGGAUGAAAGUCUUAGUACCUGCCAUAUGCUGGCCCACCAGUACACAGCUCUGUUGGAAUCCAUGCAGGAAGAUCUGCACAGAUCUACACAGCUCAGCUCUUUUAAAUUAAGAGAAGCACUGUUCAAUGUGAGACAAUAUGAAGCCUUCCUUUGCAUCCUCCUGUCUGAUGCAGUUACAAGUGCUCAAGAAGUUGAAAAGGUGAAUGUGGAAUUUGCAGCAACAAUGGAGCAGCUGGUAAACACAGUGCAGGAUAGGGUUUCUGUAGAUACCAAAGAAGUUUUUCCUCUCUUUAUUGCCCUUUCUAACCUCUGGACCAGCUUUCAGGAUGAGAUGCUGCUGCUUAGCUUCCUCACAAGUAUGACUGAUAAGCUUCAACAGUUCUCAAAAAUCCACUCAAAGCUUUUUCCUAAGGACAUGCUAACAUCUCUUCUGGAAGGAGUGACUGUGAAAAGUGAUGCUGAAAGGAUAAGAGAAACCAUGGGAGAGAGAGUGAAUGUUUCUGAUUUUGAGAACCAAGAAUGGCUUUUUCCAGAAACUACUGAUAAUUUUGAUCAGUUGCUGAUCCAGUACCAUGGUUUCUGUGCAUACACGAUUGGUGUGAAAGGCCUCACCAUCCCAGGAAAUCCUGCUAUUGGAAUUUUGAAGCACAAGGAAAGGUGUUAUGUUUUCAGCUCCAAAGAAGCUGCAUACACCUUUGCUCAAGAUCCAGAUAAGUUCAUUCAACUGAAUGUAGAAAAAGCAAAGGAAUAUGCAGAGCUGAUUCACCUGCUUGAGCUACGGCAUCAGUUUGAGAAUCUUGUUCCAUAUUCACAGACCAGGAGUGCAGACAAAUACUUGAUGAAACCAACUGCAAAAUGUGACUGUAGUACUCAAACUGAUACUCACAUCUUGCCUCCAAGAAUUGUGGCAUCUUAUGAAUGGAAUGAAUGGGAAAUGAGAAGAAAAGCUAUAAAAUUGGCCAACCUACGCUGCAAAUUAACUCACGCCAUGCAGACUGACCACAGCCACAUGAGAAGGGAGAACUGCACCCAAGUGUACUUGCCCAAGGAUGUGAGCACACAAACCAAGCGUGACAACUCCAGCAAUGUACCCAGACCACAGAUUUUCUUGCAAGGGCUUCGAGGAGAAUCAUCUCCUACUACUCAUGUGGGCAAAGUAGACUUAACAAGACCAGUAGAGGAAGCCUAA
Calypte anna (Anna's hummingbird) is the source of this 1944-nucleotide messenger RNA. It is a transcript of the gene CFAP206, whose product is annotated as cilia and flagella associated protein 206. The coding region runs from base 79 to 1944 and encodes 621 amino acids. NCBI's taxonomy places the organism in Eukaryota, Metazoa, Chordata, Aves, Apodiformes, Trochilidae. Gene Ontology annotation, biological process: sperm axoneme assembly; regulation of cilium beat frequency; regulation of flagellated sperm motility. The transcript has 13 exons. The record is from RefSeq and is a predicted model, not a curated record. Gene Ontology annotation, cellular component: ciliary basal body; axoneme.